UACUUUUGCAAAGCCAUGUUAAAUAGGUACUGCAUAGUACACCCUCCUCUUCAUCAUCUCAUUCAUUCACUCUUGCUUUCAUAGCUCAACUGAGAUGCUCCCAAUACCAGAGCUUUUCCGAUGAGUCACCACUGAAUGAAAAUAUUUAUUUGGCUUCAAAAUGAGCUCCUGCAGUUUGAAAUGCUCAACAAACGGACUACUGCAUGGCGGGCUGGAGAACAUAGACGAAAAUGGCGGUAUAGUGAGCGGAACAGCGGGGUCGUCUGCACCACCGCCAGAAACUCCAACGGAGUCGAUGGAGUUUCUGGCCAGAUCGUGGAGUCUCUCAGCCAUGGAGAUCUCCAAAGCUCUUUCCCACACACGUGUGAACGUUGCUUCCAAGACCCUUGACAAGUCAGCGUUCAGUUCUGAUGAUGGUGUUGAAUCACACGACAGAAGUUCCAUGCGUUUAAUGGAAUGUCAGUUACCCAGUGGAGUUAGCCCUCCAGUUUCGCCAAGAGACAGUGAAGAGAUGAAGGAGUUACUUUUACUACACCAAGCACUCCACCCAGACUUCCUUUCCAGCCAGCAACAAUUUCUCAAUCAUGGGCUAUACAAGAGCAUUUUGCGAGGGAAAACAAUGGGCAGAUGGUUAAAAGAUCAGAAGGAGAGGAAGAAGCAUGAAAUCCGAACCCAAAAUGCGCAGUUGCACGCUGCUGUUUCUGUGGCUGGGGUUGCUGCUGCUGUAGCAUCAAUUGCAGCUUCAACUGUAUUUCCUGAAACAUCAGCUGCCAACCAGAAAACUCCAGUAUCCGAAUUGAGGAUGGAAACAUCAGCUGCGCUAGCAUCCGCAGCAGCUCUAGUCGCUUCACGUUGCAUUGAGAUUGCGGAGGAAAUGGGAGCCGAGCAUGAUCAUAUUGUAUCAGUUGUCAGUUCUGCAGUUAAUGCAAGGACUAAUGGAGAUAUCAUGACCUUAACUGCAGGAGCAGCUACAGCUUUACGCGGAGCAGCCACACUUAAAGUGAGGCUGCAAAAGGAGUACGGUGGCACAACUGUUGCUCUGGCCGAGGAGAGAUGUGAAGGCAACCAAUCAAAUGCAGCAUUGAACUUUGUCUCAAAUGGAGGGGAGCUCCUUAAACGUACGAGGAAAGGUGCUCUUCACUGGAAGAGGGUUUCUUUCAAUACUAACUCAAAUGGGCAGGUUUUAGCCAAAAUGAAAAGCAAGCAUAUUGCGGGAACAUUUACAAAAAAGAAGAAAUGUGUGGUCUCUGGAGUCUACUGUGACAUCCCAGCUUGGCCCGGCAGGGAAAGAGAAGAUGGCAGCAAACCAAGGGCAUACUUUGGGAUAAAAACAGCUGAAAGGACAAUAGAAUUUGAAUGCAGAAGUCAAGGUGACAAACAUAUGUGGACUGAAGGGAUCCGUCAUAUGUUGAAUUUCAUGCCAACAUAACACAAUUCCAAGAAAGGUUAAAAUUUGGAUUUAUGUAAAAUUGAACGUGUUAAGUUUUUCACAACAAUCAAUGUGCAGUUAUCACAGAAUCCAAUUCUAUAUCUACGUUUCGGUGGGAAA
Molecule: messenger RNA, 1549 nt
Organism: Pyrus x bretschneideri (Chinese white pear)
Lineage: Eukaryota; Viridiplantae; Streptophyta; Magnoliopsida; Rosales; Rosaceae
Product: VAN3-binding protein-like
Exons: 9
Coding region: 161-1429 (422 amino acids)
Source: RefSeq, a predicted model, not a curated record